This is a messenger RNA of Dimorphilus gyrociliatus, 1418 nucleotides long. Lineage: Eukaryota; Metazoa; Annelida; Polychaeta; Dinophilidae. The record is from the annotation of a GenBank genome assembly.
GUUUACAUUUUAAAAACUUAAUUAUCGCUCAGUAUUCUGCAUGUUAGUUUUAUAAUUUUAACCGAUUCAGACAGAAUACAUACACAGUUGAAAAUAUGAAAGAAACUCCACUUUCAAAUUGUGAAAGAAAUUUCAUUUUAAAAGCUAUUGAAAAUAAAGAGAGAUUAGACGGCAGGCAAAGUUAUGAUUACAGACGAAUAAAGCUUGAAUUCGGUAUAGACCGGGGAUGUUGCACCGUGGAAUUGGGAGAAACAAUUGUCAUGGCGAAAGUUAGCUGUGAAGUUGGUCAGCCAAAACAAACGAGACCUACCGAAGGAUUUUUAUAUAUUAAUGUUGAGUUUUCACCAAUGGCCGAGGCUCACUUCGAACCAGGAAAGCAAACAGAACAAGCAAAUGAAAUGGCACGAGUAUUGGAAAGAUGCCUUAGGGACAGCCGGGCGGUAGAUUUAGAAAGUUUAUGCAUCAUGGCAGGAGCUAAAGUCUGGAAACUUCGAGUUGACAUCAAAAUCCUCAAUUACGACGGCAACACAAUAGACGCUUCAGCUUUAUGCUCAAUAGCCGCCUUGUCCCAUUUUAGGCGGCCUGAUAUAACAGUCUCAGGAGAAGAAGUUACGAUUCAUAGUGUAGAUGAAAAGGAUCCAAUUCCCUUAAGUAUUCAUCACUUACCCUUAUGUGUUACAAUCGCUUUUUUCCAUCAGGGAACAUACUGCCUGACUGAUCCGAUAUCAAGAGAAGAAAAAGUUAUGGAUGGCAAAAUGAUAAUAGGGAUGAAUAAGCAUAGAGAAAUAUGCACUUUGCAAAUGACUGGAAACAUGUUGCUAAAUAAGGAACAAGUUUUACGGUGUACGAACAUAGCCACAGUUAAGAUCGUUGAGCUUAAUGAUGUCCUUCAGAAUGCUCUCUCGGCUGAUGAAGAAGCAAGGUCUUCAGGUAAACCAUAUGGAACAUAUGUUGCCGAUUUCCGAAAGGUUACAGUCAAGGCGGCGGAAUCUCCCACUCACAGUAUGAGUGAGAUAGAAGAGGAAGCGCGCUCAAUGCAAUUAGAUUCUGAUAGAAUGGAGGAAAGUGAAGAGGAAGUGGUAGAGAAUGUUGUUAAGAACUCCUGGCUACUACGUAUCAAAGAAUCCAAAGCGAACGAAGCCCAGAAAGUUAAGGAUACAAUUUGUAGUGAAAUUGACGAAUUUCUAACAACUCAAAGAGAAAUGUCUGACCUUCAGCAGCAAUCAAUUGUUAAUAAUUCUUCAAAAAACAAUGGCGCUAAAGGACAAGAUCAAGAUGCCAAAACAGACACAAAGCGCAAGAGAAACCAAAAUAGGCCUAAGAAGAAACCGGAUACGCAAUCUACCGCCAAAGGUGAAAGUCUCGACUCGGCGACGUCGCAAACUAAAAAAAGCAAAGGGAAGAGGAAGGGAAAGUAA